Messenger RNA from Mycetomoellerius zeteki, 2696 nucleotides. Its product is annotated as serine/threonine-protein phosphatase alpha-2 isoform. Gene Ontology annotation, molecular function: protein serine/threonine phosphatase activity. The transcript is spliced from 5 exons. Gene Ontology annotation, cellular component: nucleus; cytoplasm. The coding region runs from base 184 to 1170 and encodes 328 amino acids. Lineage: Eukaryota; Metazoa; Arthropoda; Insecta; Hymenoptera; Formicidae. The record is from RefSeq and is a predicted model, not a curated record.
AGGGAGUGGAGAGUGCGCGCGCGCGGCGCGAGUCUGGACGGCCAUUGCGAAUAACUUGUACGAAGCUGCGAGCGCGAUUCCGUGUCGUACGGCACACAAGUGAAAAAUUUCGGUGAACCGACGUUUAUCUCCGUAUUAAAGUGCCCCGUGUCAAGUUUGGAACGCGCACGACACUCCGGCCCGAUGGCUGAGACCGACAAAUUGAACAUCGACAACAUCAUAGCUCGUCUCUUGGAAGUACGAGGAGCAAGACCAGGUAAAAAUGUUCAGUUGACAGAAGUGGAGAUUAGAGGACUGUGUCUCAAGUCACGUGAAAUCUUUCUAUCACAACCCAUCCUUUUAGAACUCGAAGCACCAUUGAAAAUAUGUGGUGAUAUUCAUGGACAAUAUUAUGAUUUGUUGCGAUUGUUCGAGUACGGUGGUUUUCCUCCCGAAAGCAACUACCUUUUCUUAGGAGAUUACGUUGAUAGAGGGAAACAAUCGUUGGAGACUAUUUGUCUCCUUCUUGCCUAUAAAAUCAAGUAUCCAGAAAAUUUUUUCUUGUUAAGAGGAAAUCAUGAAUGCGCGUCCAUUAAUAGGAUAUAUGGAUUUUAUGAUGAAUGUAAACGUCGUUACAACAUUAAACUAUGGAAAACGUUUACCGAUUGCUUCAAUUGCCUACCUGUUGCUGCGAUAGUAGACGAGAAAAUAUUUUGCUGCCAUGGAGGCUUGAGUCCAGAUCUGCAAAGCAUGGAACAGAUCAGACGUAUCAUGCGACCGACAGAUGUACCUGAUCAGGGAUUACUCUGUGAUUUAUUGUGGUCUGAUCCCGAUAAAGACACUAUGGGUUGGGGCGAAAAUGAUCGCGGUGUAUCGUUCACUUUCGGCGCAGAAGUCGUUGCCAAGUUUUUGCACAAGCAUGAUUUUGAUCUUAUAUGCCGUGCGCAUCAGGUGGUGGAAGAUGGUUACGAAUUUUUUGCCAAACGACAGUUGGUGACUCUGUUCUCGGCUCCGAACUACUGCGGCGAGUUUGACAAUGCAGGUGCCAUGAUGUCGGUGGACGAGACUCUCAUGUGCAGUUUCCAAAUUUUAAAACCGGCCGAUAAGAGGAAAUUCACUUACGGUGGUCUCAAUGCUGGACGACCUGUGACGCCACCGCGGGGUGCGAACAACAAAAAUAAGAAGAAGUGAAGUCCUUAGAUUUAUCUUAUCGAAUGCAAUGCUUAGGACUGCUACCGCCCAACCCGACAUCUAUCGAGACAUUAAGACCUUGUGUGUGAGAGAGAGAGAGAGAAAGAGAGAGAGAGAGAGAUGAGUUAUAAUAAUAAUUAUUAUUAUAUUAUUUUUGAUUGACUACGAAGCCUGUGUGGAAAUAAUUACAUCUUAUCGGAAAAUCCGGAGGGGCGUUGCUUUUCACAGAGUUUAUCAAAAGUAGUAAGUAAUAGUGCAUAUGUUGUAGCUAAAUGUGUUACCGUAUAAAACAAAAUAGUAGUGAUGAAAUCAAUCGAUCGAUCAUAAAAUUAGAGAGAAUUUUACGUCGUGGUUUUCACGACAUUCUUAACAAUUGAAAAGUAAAAAGUAGAAAGAAAGAAAGACAGGCACUUUCGCUAUAUAAUUCGUCUUUCCUAUUCGUCAAUCGUAACAUCUACAUCUUGUAGCUUGUUCAUCGUUUGCAUUUACACUCGUCAAGUGUCUGAUUAAUCGAGAAAAGACGUGACAUUUUUUUUUAUCACUUUACGCUGUGAAAAAAAUCGAUAUGAUAAUUGUGUCACACAUAUACGCAUACACUCACGUGCACGCUCUCGUUUCAUUAUGUAAGUAUGCUGUUAACGAAGAUAUCGAUACACAAAUAAUAAAGUAGCCAUCAUCUAGACUUAAUUCCCUAAAGUAUAAUAGAUAUUUAUAGCUUGGUACUUGUGUAAGUUGCACAAAUUUGUAAACGACAUCUAUUACGUCAUACCUACUUUUAUAAAUAUACAUUUAUAUAUGUGUGAAUUGUGAGAUACAGAGAGAGAGAAAGAGAGAGAGAGAGAGAGAGACGAGAUUUUGUUUCAAGAGCAAAUGUGUCGAAGUAUUAACGGAUUACUAAUAUACACAUUAUAUUGUCUCGCGAUGAACGGGAAUAUUUAUAUCGCAGUUAUUAUGGUGGCAAAGCUUCUCUGGAUUAUUUUAAUUUUAACGAUGCUACAAUAUCUCCAUAUAUAAACGGGGAGAAGGUUUUAAUCAUGUGGUGUAAAUGAGCACAUGCGCAUCAUAUAACGAUUGAUGUCAUUGAUGAUAGGCGAUUCUAAUUUUCGAAAUAAUACGAAAAGGAAGAAACCUUUUGUAGUUGGAGCAUUUUUCAUCACCCGCUCGUGACAGUCCUAUAACAGGAUCAUUACUAUUGUUAAUAACACACACACACACACACACACACACACACCACACACACACACCCACACACACCUCUCUUCUUUUUCUCUCGCUCCCCUACAUUCAUUCACAUUCGUUUUAUUCACUUUCCCUUUUUUAUUCCACUCCUAAAUGGUCUUAUUAACCACAAUUGACCACAAUGCACAGAUUCAUCAUCGAUAGUACGGAAGAAAAACACGAUAGCUACGAAAAACUUAUCUGACGCGAGGAUUUUAUCAUGGGAUCUUGAGAUCGAUCAUGUUUAGCUUCCUUUUCUUCAUACUUGUACAUUUCUUUUUUAUAAAUAAAAUUCACAUAAAAACAUG